Messenger RNA from Metarhizium robertsii ARSEF 23, 1593 nucleotides. Its product is annotated as zinc finger domain-containing protein. The coding region runs from base 1 to 1593 and encodes 530 amino acids. The transcript has 2 exons. Lineage: Eukaryota; Fungi; Ascomycota; Sordariomycetes; Hypocreales; Clavicipitaceae. The record is from RefSeq and is a predicted model, not a curated record.
AUGGACUCAAACAUGAUGCCACAGACAGCUCAACAAAAUGCCGUCUUCAGCAAGACCAACUUCGCCCAGCAAAAGCUGGGCCAGUACCAAGUCGUGGCUCCCGCAUCUCCCGUCUGCUCCAGACCCGGUUCAUCUUGCUCACAGCCGCCAACUCUCUUCAGCAACGGCCCGGCAGUCUUGACUCCCACGGGAUCGCCUCCACCGAUCGGCUUCAGGCCCGCCGUCAUGUUGGAAUCGGAAUUUGGGGAUAGCUCAUACUUUCCCUCCACACCGCCACUGUCCACUUCUGGCAGUGCAGUUGGCAGCCCCAAGAACUAUGAAGUGCUGCAGACCCCAUUGAACCCCAUGUUCUCGGGUUUAGAUGGUUUUGUUGGUGUAAAAUCUGGAUAUGAAUCAACCGAGAGCUCAGUCCUAGAUUGGGCCAGCUGCGACUCACCUCCCAUGACGCCUGUUUUCAUUCACUCCCAGCCGUCCAGGGUUCCCUCGCUUAGCAGCACCACAAGCGACCUGUCAAACAUUUCUUGCCCAUCUCUGUCGCCAUCACCUGCACCGUACGCCAGAUCUGUUUCCUCUGAGAACGACGUCGACUUCUGCGAUCCUCGCAACCUGACCGUUCCUAACACUUCCAACUCAAGUCUUGCGCCAGAAUUCACCCUCGAUUGUCUUGGUGAGGAAGAGGGUAGUCCCUCAGAGCAGAGUGCCCUUGACACCGUCCUAUCCCAGACGGCGUUUGACUUUAGUCCUGCUAUUGCUAGUGGCUUGCCGGCGUUUGAGGAACUCUCCGAUUUCGAAUCUGAGGACGAUCUGUCCAACUUGGUCAAGCCAGGUGAAGGAUCCCGGCCCCGUGCGUGCACCGGGUCAUCUAUUGUUUCCUUGGGACACGGUAGCUUUAUUGCCGACGAGGAUUUUAGCUUCGACGAGAACGAUACGUUCCAGUUCCCGUCACCCAGCCCUCCCUCAAGCGUUGAAGCUGUCGACGACGGCCACAAGGAUAAGCGCCAGAAGAAGACCGGCACGAAGGAUAGCCAAAGUGCAGAGCCUGUCAUGGACACUGCGGCGGCGGAUAACCAGACGGCCGAGGUUGAGGAGCAGUCUGAACAGGCUUCACCAGUGCCUUCUGAGUCGCACUCUUCCGCCGAAGCCGACACACCAUCUGCUCCACUGCCAGCUCCUACCAACCGACGGGGUCGCAAGCAAUCACUGACGGAGGAUCCUUCUAAGACGUUCGUUUGCGACUUGUGCAACCGAAGAUUCCGUCGUCAAGAACACUUGAAGCGUCACUAUCGAUCCCUUCACACUCAGGAGAAGCCUUUUGAAUGCAAUGAGUGUGGCAAGAAGUUCUCUCGAAGCGACAACCUCGCUCAGCAUGCCCGCACUCACGCCAGUGGAGGUGCAAUUGUCAUGAACAUUAUUGAUAACGCUGACCCCUCUGCGUAUGAGGCUGGCAUGGUCGCUCCCCCUCCUGUAGACGACUAUGCCAACUAUGGCAAGGUUCUCUUCCAAAUCGCGGCCGACGUUCCUGGGAGUGCAAGUGAGCUAUCAUCCGAAGAGGCUAGUGACAACGGCAAGAAGAAGCGAAAGCGUUCUGAAUAA